Molecule: messenger RNA, 943 nt
Organism: Melanotaenia boesemani (Boeseman's rainbowfish)
Lineage: Eukaryota; Metazoa; Chordata; Actinopteri; Atheriniformes; Melanotaeniidae
Exons: 6
Coding region: 1-723 (240 amino acids)
Biological process (GO): immune response
Cellular component (GO): extracellular region
Molecular function (GO): type II interferon receptor binding
Source: RefSeq, a predicted model, not a curated record
AUGCCUCCUGGACGCCUCCCUUCCCAUCGGGAGAACCCUGGGGAAGACCCAGGGCACGCUGGAUCCGAGGCAGACCGAGAGGGUCCCAAGCCCCAGGCAACCAGCAGCCACCACAGAGAACAGAACCGAGACAGCCCACCGCAGGAACGGCAAUGUGUCCUGACAGAUAGAGGCAGCGGAUGGUCGCAGCCAGAGAAUAAAUAUUUCAGGAUCAGGAAGCCAACAAGAGCGACUCCAGCUCAGUACUUCUCUAAGGACUUGAAAGAUACCCUGGAGUCCAUCGCGGAUGAGCUGAAGUUGACGCAGCCAGAGAUCGGCACUAAUCCUCUCUUUGGUUCUGUUGUGAGCAGCAUCAACAACUCCUGCCAGAGACAAACUGAAAUGCAGCUGAUGAACGCUACUCUGGAUGUCUACAUGCAAAUCUUCGGCAACAUCUUUCAACAUAUCCACCACAACCACCAAGACAGGAGCCAGAACGCCGGUGUGCUGGACCACCUCAGUACAACUAAGAGGUCAGAGGUCAUCUCGACACUGAAGUGGCUCCGGAGAGAGAUGGAAGAACUGAAGAGCCACAUGAGUUGCCAGAAUCAUAAGUCCCCGGAGGAUGUUUACAACAUGCUGAACAGAAUAAAGGUUGAUGACCCCGUGGUGCAGAGGAAGGCUCUGGCUGAGUUCCUCGAAGUCUACCAGGCAGCUUCUGUGAUCACCUGCAACCGCUGCUGAUCCCGCCCACGCCGAGUGACAGCCAAUCACCAUCAGCUCUGCCUGGAACAGGCUCUGCCAGCCCCUGUAACCUACAGGGAUGUUUCAUUUCUGUAUUAACUCACAAUAUUUUACAUGGUGUGUAAUAAUUUAUAACAAAGUUAAGCUUUAGCAGGUUUCCAUGUUCACUUUCACAUUUCUCAUAUUUAUUAUUUAAGGAGCUACUCAAGGCCAUUUUUCA